Messenger RNA from Batrachochytrium dendrobatidis JAM81, 3216 nucleotides. RefSeq lists its product as uncharacterized. Gene Ontology annotation, biological process: calcium ion transmembrane transport; intracellular calcium ion homeostasis. The record is from RefSeq and is a predicted model, not a curated record. The transcript is spliced from 4 exons. Gene Ontology annotation, cellular component: membrane. Bases 1 to 3204 code for a protein of 1067 amino acids. Gene Ontology annotation, molecular function: calcium channel activity; calcium ion binding. Lineage: Eukaryota; Fungi; Chytridiomycota; Chytridiomycetes; Rhizophydiales.
AUGUCUAAAGAUCUGCCUUGUGAACUGAAGCUGCGUAAAGCUGCUAGUAUUGUCGAGGGCAAUGAGUCGAUGGAUAGUUAUACUGCCAAUGGCAAUCCUGCAGUGAUGCCAUCCAUCCAGUUGGAUGGUCCCGGUUCUAGUCGUUUGCAUAUUUUUCAUGAUCCACAGCAACAACCGGGUAAUUCAAGCCUCAAGUCUGCUCCUCCUCCUCCUCCUCCUCCUUCUCCUGGUCAGCUGCCUGAAUUACAUCGAAAAUACACUGCUCGACCUACACUGGGUCGUCAAAUCACUCGAGGUCCAACUUUUUACGGCGGAAGCAUUAAAAGAAGUAGUUUUGAAGAUGACAGUGACGACGACAGUGACGAUGACAACAAACAUUCCAAUACCCAAGACAACGAUCCUGGAAACCCCAAUAUAGAUGAUGAAUUCGAUGAAUUGGAUGAAUUGGACGAUAAUGGAGAGUUUGAAGAAGAGUCUUUAAACUGUCUUUGGUUUAGAGAUUUACCUACUAUUGCUCGUUACUUGAUCUUGGUUGUUUUUGGUUCCAUCGUGAUCCUUGGACCCGCUGUGUAUCUGAUCCUCAAAGACAAGACUCUACUUCCCAAUCUGACUGAUAUUAAAAUGAGCGAGUUGGAAAGACUUGGACAACUCCUGGCUUUGGCGCAGCUGGUGCGAUUUCUGCUGUGGCUGGCAGUAGCAUGGAAUCUUUUUAUCGCAAUUUGGUUUUUUGUCGGCCAACUUCCCUAUCUCAUUGAACGUCUAUUUAAAUGGAUUUAUGGCGAUUGCAGUGAACAAGUGCGAUCCAAUCUGGACUAUAUCCCAUCAUUGCGCUUUGUCAUUCACUUUGCCAUUCUCUCCGUCUUUUCUGUUGCUUCCUAUGCGGUGUUGUUCAAACAAAUGUACGAGGUUUACUACUGGAUGGCUGUAUUUCAAGUACUAUGCAUGCUCAUGGUGUUUUCCAUACUGUUACUGGCCCAGCGUUUAUCUGUACAGUCUAUUGCAGUCAAUUUUCAUCAUGUCGCCUACUCUGAUCGUGUUGCGCAACUCAAGAAAUACAUUCGUGUAUUGGACAAACUGCGCAAAAGUAUCAAGGGCAUUGGUUUGACAGAUAUCUUUGAUUUAGACAAGAUUGCUGGGAGUACAGGAAAAAAUGCUGAUAAAUUCAAGCACAACACUUUUGAAGCUACAGACUCGCAAAAUACAUCCCCAGAACGUACCACCGACUCUGAUCAUCAGUCCAAUUCAAGUCAUAAGCACAACCUUGACCGAUUUGGCAAACCAGAGCAUCAUCAAUUUAGAAGUGAUUCUCAAUCUACUCAAAGUCAUAGUCACUAUAAUGGAUCCAGCCAUAAAUCUCCUCAUUUGAACGGAGCUUCAGCUGGCCAAAGCCAUAUAGUUUCUGUCAGUUCUGGUAACCAGUUUAAUCAAAUGUUUGUCAAGGAAGAUUUUGAUGAAAUCAACAUGCUUCCACUUCAAAACUUGCAGUAUGUAGAAAAAAAACAUAAUGCACGAACCCAUCAUGGCAACGUAAGUCAUGCUCAUUUAGAGUCGAGCAAUGAAGAAUACAAUCAGCAGGACAAAAUCAUGCCAGUCAGUGGUUUAAUGUCGAAUCAGAGCGAUAGGUUUAGAUUAGAUGGUUACAUGAAUCACGAGCCAAGCGCAUUGCCUGCCCACAUGUCAUCCAAAUCAAAUGGGAUUACUAUUUUAUCUCCUGAUUCAAACCACCCCGAUCUGCAGAAAACAAAUUACAAGUCUGUGGCCGUUUCAGAUCCAGAUCGUAUUUUACCACCACCCAAAACAGUGACUCGUUUGCAAAGUGUUUUUCGUAUCAAAGAUUCAAACCAGCCGGAGCAUUUGAAGCCCCCAUCAAAAAAUAAUGAUACCGAGUCAUCAUCAGACCUUUUAGGAACCAAACUAAAUCGUGGCAAAACCAUUGCCGAUUUCUUACAUUCCAUCACACGUAGCAAGUCACCCACCCUCCAUCAACGUUUGACAGAUGGUGGUUCUCCUUCUCAAAGGAAUGUUGGUUCAUUUGAUCGAAAAAUGUUGGGAUCUAUGCCAAAUUCCCGGUUCACUACGCUGACUUCAACUGCGAAACGACGUGGUCGAACAGAUUUACCGGAAAGCGAGCCUUCCCAGGGUAAACUUGCUGGUACAUCUAUGACUAUUGGUGGACAGAAAAACUAUAAUCGAUCAGAUAGUAUAGGCUUAAUGAGCGACAAGCACGCCAUCAAACUUGCACGCAAGCUUUUUGUUGCUCUAGGUGGAACAUUGCCUUCACAAGCAGUGAAUAAUCCCGACUGCAAAACAGCUUUAACUGUUGAUUGCUUUCGUCCUUAUUUUUCUAGUGAUACAGCAGCCAGAGAAGCAUUUGAUCUUUUUGAUGCCGACUUCAACAAAUCUCUGUCGCUUAAAGAAAUGAAACAGGCGAUCUUGCGAGUCUAUCGUGAGCGUCGUAACUUGUUUGGCUCGCUACACGAUCUAUCACAGGCUCUUGGCAGAUUAAAUCAAAUCUUGUAUGGGUUUAGCUUUCUCUUGGCUGCACUGUUUUCACUGCCCAUAUAUGGCAUUCCUCUUACAGCAGUUCUUCCCUUUACGUCUAUUCUUGUUGCGCUCAGUUUCAUUUUUGGUGGUGCGGCAAAAACCACAUUUGACUGCAUUGUGUUUUUAUUUGUCACGCAUCCAUAUGACACAGGGGAUCGAGUGAUUAUUGAUAAUGUUGGAUUCAAGGUCAUUGAAUUAAAUUUACUGACUACGGUUUUUGAAAACACGGAUGGCCGUACAGUCUAUGCACCCAAUUCUGUUUUGUCUCAAAAAAUGAUUCAUAAUAUUCGCAGAUCUGGUGACCAGUCGGAAAUGAUAGAGCUUCAGUUUAGCUUUGAUACACCUGAAGACGUUUUACGAGAAGUGCAUGCACGCAUGAUCCAGUUUGUAAAAUCCGAAUCACGCGAAUUUCUUCCUUCAUGCGAUAUGUUUAUUCACGAUUUCGAAAACACGAAUAGACUCAGGUGUAGUUUCAAUAUCAAGUACCGCGGAAAUUGGCAAGACCCAACCAAAAGAUGGUCACGACGCAACGCAUUCAUGUUUACUCUAAAACAUCAUCUGAAAGACCUUGAAGUGACUUACGCCAUGCCUCCUAUACCAUUGAAAAUGAUUGAUGAAAGCGAAUCUGUUUUUUUUAAAAACAUUAAAAAAAAUAUGUAGCUUGUGAUUUAA